AUGUCCUUGUACCCUACCCGAAACGCAUCAGGGAAGUACGAAAACGUGGACUUCACAAAAGCUGCAGGGCACGAACUUCCGACUGUAAAAGUCAGCUAUCUUCGACGCGAUGUGCUUCUAUUUGCAGCCGCAAUUGGGGUUAAAAAGGAAGAAAUCCACUUUCUCUAUGAGCUACACCCAUCAUUUGCUGUCUUUCCCACAUUCUCAUCCAAUCUUGCGUUCAAGCGCACAUCGCAGGAUGUCUUUGAUUUCAUCGAGCGUAUGAUCGCAUCCAACGCGCCCGUACCUGGCACGCCACCUUUCGAUCCUCAAUGCUCUGUAGAUGGAGAACGCGGUCUCGAAAUCAUCAACCCCCUACCAGUCGACUCUUCAGGGCUAGAUCUUGAGGUCCGGGGCAAAAUUAUUGGCGUUUAUGAUAAAGGAGGGAACAUGAUACUAGAGGGCGAAAACACGCUGGUAGAUGCAAAUACAGGGAAGACGUUUGUGAAGUUUACCAACAUGGCAUUUGGGAUUGGACAAGGAGGGUAUGGCGGCCCUAAGGGCCCUUCAAAGAAGGUUUAUUCUCCCCCAAGUAGAGAGCCUGAUUCAGUAUAUGUUUACAAGACGUCUCCUGAACAGGCUCUCCUCUACAGGCUGUGCGGUGAUUACAACCCUCUCCACGCAGACGAGGAUUUUGGCAAAAAGGCUGGGUUCAAAGGAAGCAUUAUGCAGGGACUCGGCACCUGGAAUAUCGCGGCGCACGGGAUUUUGUUACAGUUGGGAAAUAGUGAUCCAUUGCGGUUCAAAAGUAUCAAUGCGAGAUUUUCUAAUGUAGUAUACCCGGGUGAAACGCUGGAAACGAGAAUGUGGCAUGCACCCAGCACAGACGGAAACAUUGAUGUCGUUUUUGAGACUAGGGUACAGGAAGAUGGACGUAUUGCCUUGUCGAACGGACUUUGUGUGUUGAAGUCUGAGCACCCUCCGCCAUCCAAACUUUAGAUGCAUAAAACAAAUAAAACUAGAAUUUCCCAACUCUACUAUCCGAUAAUAUCGCUAGACAUUCCGAUCCGGGUACGUGAUGCCUACAGGGAGAUGACUAUCUGCUCUA
Cucurbitaria berberidis CBS 394.84 is the source of this 1087-nucleotide messenger RNA. Its product is annotated as Thioesterase/thiol ester dehydrase-isomerase. Gene Ontology annotation, cellular component: peroxisome. The record is from RefSeq and is a predicted model, not a curated record. Lineage: Eukaryota; Fungi; Ascomycota; Dothideomycetes; Pleosporales; Cucurbitariaceae. The transcript is spliced from 2 exons. The coding region runs from base 1 to 978 and encodes 325 amino acids.